Messenger RNA from Lactuca virosa, 2511 nucleotides. The record is from the annotation of a GenBank genome assembly. NCBI's taxonomy places the organism in Eukaryota, Viridiplantae, Streptophyta, Magnoliopsida, Asterales, Asteraceae.
AUGGCUUGUCUCCGAUUUCCAGUAAUCCCUUUAAAUCAUACUUCUCCUGUCAGCAAAUCCCCCAGACCACAAACCCAUUUGAUAAAGCCUCAAGAUAACGAAAAACAUCAUCAAAUUCUUUACAAUUCUUACUUUAAACACAUUUCAUCUGUUUGUAAAGAGGGGAAACUGCAAGAAGCUGUCAACAUUCUUUUUGAAUUGGACUCUCAGGACUUCGAAAUUGGAGCAAAUGUUUAUGGCGAUUUACUUCAAGGGUGUGUUUACGAGAGGAAUCUCUCUCUGGGUAAGCAAAUUCACUCAAGAGUCAUUAAAAAAGGCGAAUCCUUGGUUAAAAAUGAGUACAUUGAAACAAAAUUGGUUGUUUUCUAUGCGAAAUGUGAUUGUUUGGAUGUUGCUUCAAGUCUAUUCCGUAGAUUAGACCAGAAAAACGUGUUCUCUUGGGCUGCCAUCAUCGGACUUUAUUGUAGAAUGGGUUAUCUUGAAAAUACAUUGUUGGGAUUUUGUGCAAUGAUAGAAAACGGGUUUGAGGCUGACAAUUUUGUUGUUCCGAAUGUGUUAAAAGCUUGUGGUGGUCUUUCGUUCAUAGAGUUUGGGAAAGGUGUUCAUGGGCACGUUGUGAAAAAGGGAUUUGAAGGAUGUGUUUUUGUAGCCAGCAGUCUUGUAGACAUGUAUGGCAAGUGCGGAGCUCUUGAAGAUGCACGAAAGGUGUUUGACAAUAUGCCCGAAAGAAACGUUGUCACUUGGAACUCAAUGAUGGUUGCUUAUGCUCAAAAUGGGAUGCACGAGGAAGCAAUCCGUGUCUUCCAUGACAUGAGAACAGAAGACAUUCAACCCACUGUGGUCACCAUGGUAACCUUUCUUUCAGCUUCAGCUAAUUUGUAUGCUCUUGAAGAAGGUAAACAAGGUCACGCCAUUGCAAUUUCAACAGGUUUAGACUCAGGUAACAUCAUGGGUACUUCUUUAAUCAAUCUCUAUUCCAAAUUUGGUUUAAUCGAGGAUGCCGAGAAAAUCUUUAACAAGAUCCUUAACAAAGAUACAGUAGCAUGGAAUUUGAUGAUAUCUUGUUAUCUACACAAUAACCAAAUCCAAAAAACUAUAAAUUUAUGCCACGAGAUGUUAUCACAACGAUUAAAAUUCGAUUCUGUCACAAUGACAUCAAUCACAACAAGCGCAGGCAAUACCCAGAAUUUAAAACUUGGAAAAUCAGCACAUUGUCACAUUAUAAGAACCAAUCUCAUGUCUGACGUGGCAGUUUCAAGCAGCCUUGUGGACAUGUAUGCAAAAUGUAACAAAAUUCACGAUGCAAGAACAGUUUUUUCCUUAACGGGUACUAAAGAUCUUGUGUUAUGGAACACAUUAUUGGCUGCUUAUGCUGAAAUCGGUUCAAGUGGUGAAGCAUUAAAUUUAUUCUAUAAAAUGCAACUAGAAGGAGUGCCACCAAAUACCGAAUCUUGGAAUUCGAUAAUUCUCGCAUUCUUGAAAAAUGGUCAAGUCAAAGAAGCCAUGGAUUCGUUUUCAGAAAUGAAAUCCUCCGGACUCGAGGGUAGUUUAGUCACUUACACUAUUUUGAUCUUCGGGUUAGUCCAAAACGGAUUUGUUGAUCAACCAAUCUCAAUAUUUCAAGAAAUGCAAGAAAACGGGAUCAAACCGAAUAAUAUAAGCAUUGUUGGUGUACUUUCGGCUUGUAAAACUCGUGUUUCUUUGCAACUCGGAAGAGCGAUAUACGGAUAUGUAUUACGUAACGAGAUGGGUAUAAACGUAAUUUUGGCGACUUCAUUGGUCGAUAUGUAUGCAAAAUGUGGGAAUAUAGAUUAUGCGAGAAAGGUUUUUGAUAUGAUUGUUGUCAAGGGUUUACCGUUGUAUAACGCAAUGAUUUCUGGUUACGCGUUACACGGUUGUGCCGCGGAAGCACUCGCGGUAUUUCGGGAGUUGCAAAAUGACGGUUUUGACCCUGAUGAGAUAACGUUCACGAGUGUUUUGUCGGUAUGUCGACAUUGUGGGCUUGUGAAUGAAGGUUUGGGGCUUUUUGUUGAUAUGAUUAGAAAGUAUGGUGUGAAGCCCAGUAUGGAGCAUUUCGGUUGUGUGGCAAGUCUUCUUUCCAAGUGUGGAAAUGAUGAAGUUUUUCAGUUUGUUGAAUGUAUGCAAUUUGAGCCCGAUUCGCAUAUUUUGGGAUCUUUGCUAGGGACUGGGACUGGGACUGGGACUGGGACUGGGACUGAUACUGUGAAGUAUUUAAUGGAGAAUUUGAUGAAGAUUGACCCGGGGAAUUCGGGGAAUUAUGUGGCGGUUUCGAAUGCGUAUGCGGGAAAGGGAAUGUGGAAUGAAGUGUCGGAAAUGAGGAAUUUGAUGAGAGAGAAAGGAAUUAAGAAGAGUCCGGGGUGUAGUUGGGUUCAAAUCGGGAAAGAAGUUCAUGUUUUUGUGGCUAAUGAUCGAUCACAAUCACGAACGGAUGAGAUUUACUCGACUUUGGCGUUACUAAGAAAGGAAAUGCUAGGGAAUAGGGAUCCAUGA